AGGUACCAUGGCGCUGAAAGAGGUAUCUGUGACAAUACCGAUGGCAGUGAAGAUAAUGGACACGGUUACGCUUCACUGUAAAUACGAUCUUGAAGGAGAACCGCUGUACACUGUCAAGUGGUACAAAGGUACCAAAGAAUUCUACAGGUAUAUCCCUAAGGAGCUACCGAAUACCCAGAUGUUCCCUUUGCCUGGUAUAGAUGUCGACAUGCAGAAGAGUAGCCCGUACAAGGUAGUCCUGAAGAACGUGCAACCUGAAGUGACGGGUAGAUACAAAUGCGAAGUAUCUUCGGAUGCCCCCAAUUUUUAUACCUACAUGCAGUCAGGGUACAUGUACGUCAUUG
Molecule: messenger RNA, 344 nt
Organism: Leptinotarsa decemlineata (Colorado potato beetle)
Lineage: Eukaryota; Metazoa; Arthropoda; Insecta; Coleoptera; Chrysomelidae
Source: RefSeq, a predicted model, not a curated record